AUGGCCCUUCCCCAACAUUACCCAAAACGACCGCCCUCGCCGUCGGACGGCGGGCUGUUCCACCACCGCACGCUGCUGCGACCGCUCAGCCCGCGUGGAAUGCGUUUUGCCCUUCUAGGAUUGCUCACCUUUCUCCUGCUCGUCGCCUGGGCGCACCAACAACAGACCUUCCUCUCGACCGACCUCCUGCCUCCUUUCCUCCGCUCCUCCUCAACAUCACAAACAGCGCUCUCACCUGCCUUUGCGCCCCUACAACCACCAGCCUUCAAACCCGCGCACAGCAACGCCUUCUACCGCCUCUUCUCACCGCCCCCACCGUGCGCCGCCUCCACCGCGAUCCGCCCCGUACCCUCCCAUGCGCAGAUCACCGUCGAAUGCCUCGACGCCUGGAUCGCCGCCGGCACCUGGUCCGGCCCCUGCACCCGCCUGCGCGUGACCGAACCCCGAAUAGACGUCAUCUGGACAUGGGUCAACGGCUCUGACCCUCUCCACGCCGCCGCCCGCGCAGAGCAUGCGGCGGAGCAACCCAAAGACGCAGGACGGCUCGGCGCGAUGAACGCCCAAGCCGGCGCGCUCAAACAGUACCGCGAGCACGGCGAGCUUCUGUAUUCGAUGCGCUCCGUGCGCGACGCGACGCGAGAUUGGGCCGCGUCGAGGUGGCACCUCGUCACCAACUCGUACGACGCUCCGGAAGGCGCGGAACUCGGCGAACGCGACAAGCGCCUCGGUCAGGUCCCGCAGUGGAUGGACCUCCACCUCGCGGAAACGCAAGGCGUCACCUUUCACCACGACGCGGACAUUUUCAAGCCGCUCCCCCAGUCGCCCGACGCCGAGCUGUCCGACAGGGACAUCGCCGCCUGGCGCGCCGCCGUCCUGCCCACCUUCGACAGCAUGGCGGUCGAAUCGCAGCUCGCCAACCUCCCGCCCGCCGCCGUGUCCGACAGCGCGCUGCUCAUGAUGGACGACACCUUCCUCCUCCUCCCCCUCCCGCUCUCCGCCUUCCACACCCCCCUCUCCGGCCCGGUCCUCCGCAUGCAACCCGACCUGCUCGUCCACCCGCUCCCGACAACCCCGGCGCCCACCCCGCAAAACCCGUCCCCCAAAACCCCCGCGCCGCUCCCGCCCGCCUCGGGCGAGUGGCGCGGACUCGGCUCCGCCGCGUCCCACCUCUCCGCGCGGUUCGGCGCGCGCGGCCGCCCGUACCUCGCCCACUUCUCCCGCGCGCUCAACCUCGCGGUCCUCGCCGAGGCCGCGGCGGCGUUUCCCCGCGCGUUCGACGCCGCCGCGCGCGCGCGGUUCAGGGGCAUGAGCGACGCCGAGCCCGAGGCGCACACGCUCUGGCUCGCGAGCCACUUUGUCGUCGAGCGCCACCGCGAGGCGCUGCUCUGGUCCUGGGUCGUCGGCAAGUGGGGCGGCCGGAGGGGCGCGCUCUCGUCCGCGGUCAAGGCCGCGAUGUGGGCCGAACUCGGCGGCGGCGAGGACGCGGAGGGAGAAGAGAUCGCCGUCGGGUUGCCCGUGCGCCGGAGUAAAGACGAGAUGCGCAAGGCUCUUCGCCGGGCGGCGCUCGAGCCGCCGGAACCGGAGGACAAGGCGGACGAGGAGGGUGCGCCGCCGGAGCGGGGCACGACGCAUUACGCGUUUUUGUCCGCGGACGGGUACCCGUACACGUACCUCGACAUGCCGCGCCGGUUCCCCGGCUGGGCGAGCGACAACGGCUGGGCAGAGAUGGGCCCGCGCGCGAGCGAGGAGGACGAGAAGCGGCGGCCGGGCGAGGUCUGUCGGAUCUCGAGGGAGGAGUGUCUCGGAGGGGCAGACGAGGGCGCGCAGGAGGCGUUCGUCCGCGUGCUUCGGGACCGGCCGCAGUGCGGGGACUGCAUCGUCACGGCGCUCGUCGGCAAGUCGGGCGCCACGGGCUUGGAGGCGUUCCUCCCCCCCUCGGACUCGGACUCGGACUCGGCCUCGGAGGACGAGAGCGCGGGGACGGCGCCGCCGCCGGACGAGACGCCCGAGGUGGCGCACCUCCCGCUCGCGCUGCACCCGACGACGGCCUUCCGCCCCGCGCGGCCGCGCGCGUUCGCGCUGAGGCUGCUGCAGCGGUACGCGUUCGCGCUCGGAAGCUCGCCCUCCCGCUUCUUUGGCGUCACCUCGGGCGCGAACGCGGACGCGCACUUCAAGAAGCUCGAGCGCGACCGGGACGUGGCGCUGCUGUGCGUGAACGACGACGUUGCGAACGCGGAUAAGGUCCGCGGCGUGGAGGAGGUGUUGAACGCGUGGUGGGGGAGACGAUGGGGGGAGCGAAUGGAGUUCGAGAUGUAA
Punctularia strigosozonata HHB-11173 SS5 is the source of this 2316-nucleotide messenger RNA. RefSeq lists its product as uncharacterized. The transcript is spliced from 3 exons. Gene Ontology annotation, cellular component: Golgi apparatus. Bases 1 to 2316 code for a protein of 771 amino acids. Gene Ontology annotation, molecular function: UDP-N-acetylglucosamine-lysosomal-enzyme N-acetylglucosaminephosphotransferase activity. Gene Ontology annotation, biological process: N-glycan processing to lysosome; carbohydrate phosphorylation. NCBI's taxonomy places the organism in Eukaryota, Fungi, Basidiomycota, Agaricomycetes, Corticiales, Punctulariaceae. The record is from RefSeq and is a predicted model, not a curated record.